AAAAUGACAUAUAGUAUUGUCAUAUGUGACGUGGACCAAUAAGAACAUUUGUGUGGAGGAGCUCGUGUUUCGAGGAUCCUCUCCUUUUUUGGACGUUGUUUCCUUCCGGGUUGGACCGCCCAAUAGAAAGUUGGACGUCAACGGAAUUGGGCGUCGACACCACAGAUGUUAAACGUUCUCGUUCAAAUGUCUAUUAUUCUGUAUCGAGUGUAGGGUUAAAGCUAUUCGGCCAAGUUUCGAAAUGCUAAGUGAUUACGCACCUCCGUCUCUAUAGCGUUUUACAAGUGCCAAACAACACGCAAAACAAGAUUUGUUAACGUACGCGUACCAUUAAGGGCGGGGGUUGCUCGACUCCCUUAUUCUCUGCAUGCUUACAGUGUGAUCGUCAAUCUAAGGAUAUACAAGAAACAUUAAAAGAAAAUCAAAAUGAUUGCCGAUGGUUAUUUGGUUGGGGAUGGUUCGUGGGAACUGAGAGUCUACGUCACUGAUCUUCAAGUAGAAAGGAAUUUGAGAGUCAAAGGAGAUCUUCACAUUGGAGGUGUUAUGUUAAAGUUAGUUGAAGACCUUGAUGUUGCCAUCGACUGGUCUGAUCAUGCCCUCUGGUGGCCAGAGAAAAACACAUGGUUGACGCACACCAGGUCAACUCUGGACCAGUGUGGUGUCCAGGCAGAUGCAGUUCUUCAUUUCACUCCUAUGCAUAAAACUUUAAGAGUACAAUUGCCAGAUUUACAGUAUUUUGAUUUAAAAGUAGAUUUCUCAGUUAAAACCUUCGCAUCAGUGGUUAAUCUAUGCAAAGAAUUAGGUAAGUUUAUAGUGAACAAACGAUAAAGAUCA
Molecule: messenger RNA, 834 nt
Organism: Centruroides sculpturatus (bark scorpion)
Lineage: Eukaryota; Metazoa; Arthropoda; Arachnida; Scorpiones; Buthidae
Product: unc-112-related protein-like
Exons: 3
Coding region: 427-828 (133 amino acids)
Biological process (GO): cell-matrix adhesion; integrin-mediated signaling pathway
Cellular component (GO): cell-substrate junction
Molecular function (GO): integrin binding
Source: RefSeq, a predicted model, not a curated record